AUGGAGUCGCACGUGGCGAAGCAUCAGUGGCUCGAGACCCUCGAGCGGUUCGCGUUCUCGCCCGACCGUGCCGCGGUUGUCUCGUCGCUCGUUCCCGGAAGGUUCUUGCGCCUCUUUUUCAGCGGUACAGUCCCUGCCGUCCCUUAUGCGACGAUUAUUGCUCGCUCCUCCCUCGUUCCAUUUAUUCCCUUUUGUCUCCGCACCCCCGUUCACAUACCUACUCCGCCGCUGCAAGCCAUCGAGGCGGGGGACACUGCGGAGGCGCGCGCCCUUAUCGCCACUCUCCGCGAAGCCGCGGGUCUCAAGCCCGCGUCCGGGGACCCCUCUUCCUCCUCCCCCGCGCCUCCGCGCAAGUCGGCGUUCAAAUCGCGCGACGCGCCGCCGAAGCUCUCGAGCGUGACGGCGGACGCCGCGUUUCUCGGGCCGGGCGGCCUCGUUCGUCUUAUUCAGGAGCUCGAGCUGCGGCUCGCUGUGGCCCUCUGGGACUCUGGAGAGCGCGACUCGUGCGUUGACAUCAUAAAGAAGGCUUCCCCCAUCUCUUCCCACACACACCCGCAUCGCUCAUGCUACAUUCCCUUUCCGCCCACACUUCCCCCCUUGUCCGCCACCUCCCUCCGCCCUUACCCCCGCCCAACCCUUCACAAAUGCCCCCCUUCUCUCCUCCCCCUUCCGCAACCCCCCUCCCGCCCUCCACCCCUCGUCCGGCUGGCGACCAAUCAGGAGCUGAAUGUGACGCUCAACACCGCCCUUCCUGCUAGCAUCGCCGCAGAGCCUGCUGCCCCCGCUAUAGUGCCGGCUUUUGAUGUGACAAUAGAGGAUGCGGAGGGGGCAGUGGCGGCUGUAGCGCCAGCUGUAGCACCCGCCACAGCUGCAGCGGGGACUGAAACAGCUGGUGUGGCAACAGCAAUUGCUGCAGGAGGCGGUUCAGGUGGUGUUUCAGGUGAUUCUGGUGCCAGUGGGACAUCCGCCCUCUCCUCAUUCCCCUCCACUCUGCCGCCCGAGUUCGCUGACCAUUUGUCUCUUCUGGAGCUGACGUGGCAGCGGCAUGGGUGGCAGGGGCUCAAGGAGGGGGGGCUUGCGCCAGUGCUGGCGCGCCUGCUGGCAAAGGGGGAGGCGGAGGGGCAGGGGGGAGGGUCGGGGGGAGGGUUUGGGGGAGCGUCUGGGCGGGGGGUUGGGGUGGGGGCGCUGGUGGGGGAAGCUGCGGGGUGGGUGGGGGGAGCGGUUGGGUGGAUAAAGGGGAAGGGGGGAGGCUGGAGGAGGGGAGAAGGUAUGCAGAAGGUUCCGUUUUGGCUGCAAGAACCGAGUGACAAGAAGUCAGUGCAGCAGCUGCUGAUGCUGCCUUUUGAGUCGACUCAAAAGUCACCUCACUGCAUGCAUAGCAGCUGCAACCAUGCCUCCGUAAUCCCCCUCCUUGUGCUCUCUCCCCUCCUUGUGCUCUCUCCCCUCUUCCAUCCCCCCAUCUUCCGGCUAGAGGACCCCCUGGCAUGGAAGAUGCAGCGAUGGGAGAAGACCAAACCUGACCUCCUCUCGCUUCCUCCGUUUCCUGUCCCCGACCCUGCUUCCUCCGUUUCCUGUCCCCGACCCUGCUUCCUCCGUUUCCUGUCCCCGACCCUGCUUCCUCCGUUUCCUGUCCCCGACCCUGCUUCCUCCGUUUCCUGUCCCCGACCCUGCUUCCUCCGUUUCCUGUCCCCGACCCUGCUUCCUCCGUUUCCUGUCCCCGACCCUGCCUUCCUCCGUUUCCUGUCCCCGACCCUGCUUCCUCCGUUUCCUGUCCCCGACCCUGCUUCCUCCGUUUCCUGUCCCCGACCCUGCUUCCUCCGUUUCCUGUCCCCGACCCUGCUUCCUCCGUUUCCUGUCCCCGACCCUGCUUCCUCCGUUUCCUGUCCCCGACCCUGCUUCCUCCGUUUCCUGUCCCCGACCCUGCUUCCUCCGUUUCCUGUCCCCGACCCUGCUUCCUCCGUUUCCUGUCCCCGACCCUGCUUCCUCCGUUUCCUGUCCCCGACCCUGCUUCCUCCGUUUCCUGUCCCCGACCCUGCUUCCUCCGUUUCCUGUCCCCGACCCUGCUUCCUCCGUUUCCUGUCCCCGACCCUGCUUCCUCCGUUUCCUGUCCCCGACCCUGCUUCCUCCGUUUCCUGUCCCCGACCCUGCUUCCUCCGUUUCCUGUCCCCGACCCUGCUUCCUCCGUUUCCUGUCCCCGACCCUGCUUCCUCCGUUUCCUGUCCCCGACCCUGCUUCCUCCGUUUCCUGUCCCCGACCCUGCUUCCUCCGUUUCCUGUCCCCGACCCUGCUUCCUCCGUUUCCUGUCCCCGACCCUGCUUCCUCCGUUUCCUGUCCCCGACCCUGCUUCCUCCGUUUCCUGUCCCCGACCCUGCUUCCUCCGUUUCCUGUCCCCGACCCUGCUUCCUCCGUUUCCUGUCCCCGACCCUGCUUCCUCCGUUUCCUGUCCCCGACCCUGCUUCCUCCGUUUCCUGUCCCCGACCCUGCUUCCUCCGUUUCCUGUCCCCGACCCUGCUUCCUCCGUUUCCUGUCCCCGACCCUGCUUCCUCCGUUUCCUGUCCCCGACCCUGCUUCCUCCGUUUCCUGUCCCCGACCCUGCUUCCUCUCUCAAACGGUCCUCUCUCUCCCUCACUCUCCCCAACAAAGGGCGCCAUGGCAUGGGAGCUGCAGCGAUGGGAGGUCAAUGAGCCGCCGACUUUCCUCUCCCGUCUGCCUUUUUCCGUCUCCCUCUCCCCUCCCCCCCAGCAUCAUGUGCAUCGCCCCUCGAUGCCCCGCUUAGAGGACGCCGUGGCAUGGGAGCUGCAGCGGCUGGAGCGCGAUGAGCCGGAUGCCUUCAGCCGACUCAGAUACCUUGCCACGGGGCAUUGCCUUCUGAGAUACCUUGCCACGGGGCAUUGCCUUCUGAGAUACCUUGCCACGGGGCAUUGCCUUCUGAGAUACCUUGCCACGGGGCAUUGCCUUCUGAGAUACCUUGCCACGGGGCAUUGCCUUCUGAGAUACCUUGCCACGGGGCAUUGCCUUCUGAGAUACCUUGCCACGGGGCAUUGCCUUCUGAGAUACCUUGCCACGGGGCAUUGCCUUCUGAGAUACCUUGCCACGGGGCAUUGCCUUCUGAGAUACCUUGCCACGGGGCAUUGCCUUCUGAGAUACCUUGCCACGGGGCAUUGCCUUCUGAGAUACCUUGCCACGGGGCAUUGCCUUCUGAGAUACCUUGCCACGGGGCAUUGCCUUCUGAGAUACCUUGCCACGGGGCAUUGCCUUCUGAGAUACCUUGCCACGGGGCAUUGCCUUCUGAGAUACCUUGCCACGGGGCAUUGCCUUCUGAGAUACCUUGCCACGGGGCAUUGCCUUCUGAGAUACCUUGCCACGGGGCAUUGCCUUCUGAGAUACCUUGCCACGGGGCAUUGCCUUCUGAGAUACCUUGCCACGGGGCAUUGCCUUCUGAGAUACCUUGCCACGGGGCAUUGCCUUCUGAGAUACCUUGCCACGGGGCAUUGCCUUCUGAGAUACCUUGCCACGGGGCAUUGCCUUCUGAGAUACCUUGCCACGGGGCAUUGCCUUCUGAGAUACCUUGCCACGGGGCAUUGCCUUCUGAGAUACCUUGCCACGGGGCAUUGCCUUCUGAGAUACCUUGCCACGGGGCAUUGCCUUCUGAGAUACCUUGCCACGGGGCAUUGCCUUCUGAGAUACCUUGCCACGGGGCAUUGCCUUCUGAGAUACCUUGCCACGGGGCAUUGCCUUCUGAGAUACCUUGCCACGGGGCAUUGCCUUCUGAGAUACCUUGCCACGGGGCAUUGCCUUCUGAGAUACCUUGCCACGGGGCAUUGCCUUCUGAGAUACCUUGCCACGGGGCAUUGCCUUCUGAGAUACCUUGCCACGGGGCAUUGCCUUCUGAGAUACCUUGCCACGGGGCAUUGCCUUCUGAGAUACCUUGCCACGGGGCGUUUCAACUGUGUCGGUAUCCUCACUCCCCCGCAGCUACAGUCUCUUGCCGCCCGCUUCCCGUCCAUCGCCACACAUCCGCGCAUGCUGGCGCUGCGAGCCAUUCAGAUGCUGCCACGUGGCAUGUCUCAGUGCACCUCCGCACCAACCCCAGAAAGCGUUGAUCAGAUCUUGAGCUACCUGGACCGCAUCCAACCGCUCCUUACCAGCGACCACCUGAAGGCGAAGCUGCUGUUUGCGCGCCUCACACUCAGCCUUGUGAACGGCCAGGCGGACGCUGCCCUCCUCCUCGCCUUCCUCUCCCUCAUCCACAACGGCCCUUACGGCGUCUUCCCCCCUGCAAGGCCACACGAGGAGGAGGCGUUCGCCUACUUGCCGCUCUUUGCCUCCUGCCCCUCGCCAUCCGAUGUCAAGGAGCUCGUAGCCCAGCUCUUCCGAAACCUCUUCUCCUCGCCCUCCUUCUCCUCCUCCCUCACCUCCCCUCCCUCCGCCUCCUCCUCUGCCUCCCAUUUCGGUCUUCCUACGAGUAUUACCUCUCGCUCUAUGUUCCAUUCGACUCCUGCCACGUCAGCAGAAGCAGCAUCAGCGUCAGCGGCGGCGUCAGCUCAGUUCCCGUUUGCACCGGAUUCGCCGGAGGCAGUGGCGCUGGUGGAGAGGGCCAUGCACACGUGGCAGCCUUUGAUUGGGCAGGGCAAGCUGGACUGGAGCUACGUGGCGCUGCUAUUGGCUGAGAGCCGGCUGUGCUGCGCAGACGACCCCUUCUACCCUGUCUGGGUACACCUCUAUCUCACGUCCUAUCAGCGCCAGCACGCGCCUGACAACCCGACAGCUGGCAGCAGCGCAUUGGCCGAGCUGACGGGGCGCUGCCAGCUGGACUUUGCCGCCCACAACCGGCGGGUGUGGCGGGCGGCGGAUUCGGUGCAUCUGGACGUGAUUGUGAAGAACGUGCCUGUACUCGCUGUGAAGCUAUUCGAGGUGGACUCUCUGCGCUAUCUGCUCUCCUCGCCUCGUGACACCGAAUUCUCCAACCUGGGUUCACUGCACGGCCUCAAACCAUGGCGAAUCCUGAGUGUGGAUCUGCCACAGCUGGCCGGGCGGCGGGGCGUGUUUGUAGUGCAGCUGGAGGGAGGCGGGCUGUGCGCGCGGGCGAUUAUUCGAAAGGGCAAUCUAGUCCACACAGCAACCCUCACCCCUCGCGGACUCUCCAUCCGAAUGCUCAACGAAGAUGGAGCUCUCGUGCUGCCCACCACUGCAACUGGAGGCUCGGAUGGAGGCUCGGCUACAGCCUCGGGUGGAGGUCCGGACCAAGGCUCGGUUGGGGGAGAGCUGAGUCUGGUAGCUGGCACGAGCCUCCAGCAGGGAGUGUUGGGGGGGCGGGCGGCGAGUGUGUGGGUGGAGGGUGUGGAGUAUGCGGUGGGGAGCGGUGGAGAGGUGUUGCUGCCAUUCACCGCCAGCAGCAGGGAGUGCUCUCCUGUGCUCUUUGACGGGUGCCUGGCUGCCGUGGGUGCAUCCGUGCAAGUCCCAGAAGAAAGUUACAACCUCAACUUGCAUGCCUGGCUCGAUCAGCCCUUCCUCCGCCCCUCUGCUGACGUCACCAUCCUCCUCCGCCCCUCCCUCACUCUCUCCCCCUCUCACUGGCACUGCUCCUCCUCUGUCCCAGCCGCCCCCCUCUCUCUCCUGCGCUCCCCUGAGCUCGUAAUUUCCUGGAAGCUUCUGGAAGGCCAGGAUGUGACCGUUCGCAUUCCCAACCUUUCCCUCCGGCCGGAUUCGGAGUUAACGCACAGGACAAAAGUGCCGGACGGCGCAGUUUGUCUGGAAGUGGCCCUCCGGGGAACAGUGGUGCUGCAGAGCAAGGGCGGGCAGGAGAAGGCACUGAGUGCAGAAGCUUCCUGGAAGGUGCUGGCGCCAUUUGAGCCUGGGGGAAGGGCGGCAGCGAAUGGGAGCGCGUGGGAGGGGAGUGGGGCAGGGGGAGGGGCAGGGGGCGGAGGGGGGAUGAUCCUGGGGGAAGUAGGGGGAGUGGAGGGGGGGGAUGGGGGGAAAAAGCAGAGGCCAGUCGAAGUGGAUGUGGGUGGGAGUCCAGCAGGGAAGCUGCCGUCUCACGUGGUGGUGGUGGGCGGGGAGGAGAGGGCAGGUGAUGCUGCUGCUGCCGGUGAUGCUGCUGCUGCCGGUGCUGCUGCUGCUGGCGGUGCUGCUGGUGAUGGUGCAGCAACAGGCUCGGAUAAAGUGAUUCUGCGACUGCCUUAUGUCUCCCAUGCUGCUGCUGAUGCUGCUGCUGUGGGCGGUGGUGGUGAUGAUGUUGGCUCUGCUGCUGCUGCGGCUGGAACAUCUGAAGCUGCUGCGGCCGCAUCAGUGUCCCCGUGUCUGUUCCGUGUGGCUGCUGCAUCGGAAUACUCUGUCGAGAAAGUGUUCCUGGCAGACUGCACGCAGCAACUGCAGAUGAAGGAGGGCUAUCUGGAGCUACUGACAGUGCCGCCAGGGGACUACUCCCUCUUCCUCCCAUGGGACAACGAGACCAUCUUCAUCCGCGUCCUGCCUCCUCCCCCUUCCUCCUCCGCACACCCCCCCCCAUCCUCCUCCGCACACCCCAUUCCUGCAUCCACCCUUUCCUCUCUCCCCUGCCCCGGCUGGGCGGUUGACUCGGCGCGCAGAGAGCUCCGAAAGUUGCCGCCGAAGAGCCCACUCACCAUCUGUGCUGCUGCUGUUGGUGGGAGUGGGGUGGUGCCGGGCGGGGGAGGAGGAGGCAGAGGAGGGGUUGCAGGCGGAAGGGAUGGGAGGAAGGUUCUGUGGGUGAAGCUUGGGGGGUGUGGGGCGCGCACGAGAGUGCAUGUGGUGGUGCGGCAAGGCAUGGUGGCCAAGGCUGUGCCAGGGUUUGAGUUGAGUGUGUUUGGGGGGGGAGGCGGGGAGGAGGAGGGGGGGGUGGAGGGAGUGUGGAGGGGAGGCGGGUGGGGAGGGGAAGGAGGGGAGGAAGGGAGGGUGGGGUUGGAGGAGGUGGAGAGUGAGUAUGGCGAGAAGCAGCUCAUGGAUGAAGAGAUCAUCUAUGUACAGAACCGCCAGAAGGCCCUCACCGGCAGCAGCGGAGCAGCAGAGCGUGUGGGGCAUCUGCUGCCCCUGCCGUCCCUGCUCAUCCACCCGCGUGUCACCGCUGCCACCACCACCAAGCGCGCCCCUCCCCCUCCACGCCAGCUCCACUCUGACCCCGCUGCAAAGAAGAAGCAGCUGAUGGGAGUGAUGCUGCAGCGCAAUCAGAUUGACAAGGAUAUGAUGGUGGGGCAGGAAUGCGCAUCCAUGGCCAUGGGUUUUGCUGCACCACAAGCCGCCAUGUGUUUCGCAGGCCCGGCAGGGGGAAGGGGGAUGAGGUAUCGUGGUGGGGGUGUUGGUGCUGCUUGCGGCUUCGCCUCCUCGUUCCAGGCCGGCCCUCCUCUCAAACAUGCCCCGCUCUUUGCACCGACUCCCAUUCUUAUUGCUAAUCUGAGGCCGGUGGGAGGGGAGAAGAGAGUGGAGGGUGGAGGGGGGGGCGAUGAGGGGGGGAUGGAUGGGUGGGUUGCGGUGCCGAGAUCCUCCCUGCCACGUGGCAGCCUGUCAUUGACUGUCGUGGCUGUGGAUUCGGGGGAGAGCGCAUGGGGGUGCCAGGUGGCGCGCUGUGAUUUGCUCGUUCCGGAGGAGGCCUGGGGGGAGGAGGAGAGGAGUGAGGGGGAGAAGGGGAGGGAGGAGAAGGGGAGGGAGGAGAAGGGGAGGGAGUGGGUGGUGCAGGAGGCAUUGGAUCCAGCUAAGCAUUACCAUGAGAGGAGGGCGGUGGAGGUGUGGAGGAGGGGAGAGGUGCACCGCAUUGCUGACGUGGCAAUGGCACAGGUGGCGAUAUUCGACUCUAUCGAGCGAGCUCACGGCCUAUUGGCCAGCUUCAUCAGCCCGUCAGAGCGCGACACGUGGCAACAGCUGGCGUUCCUGCUGCAGUGGCCGGGCAUGGCAGCUGGCGGCAGAGUGGACAAGCUGCAGCGCUUUGGGUCGCACGAGCUGCACCUCUUCCUCUUCUUCCAUGACAACGCCUUUUUUGUGAAACACGUGCGGCCUGCCAUUGCCUCUAAGCUGGACUGCUCCUUCCUCGACCUCUGGCUGCUGGGCGACCUUGACGGGGUGUUGUCGUUCUGCGCCCUGCCGGCCUAUCUCAAUCUCAACGCACUCGAGAGGUGCCUGCUGGGGCUGGCCGUGUGUUUCCACAUGCUGCUGCAGCACAGGGGGCAGCGACCUCUAGACUGGCCGUACCAGACCCACCUCAUCCAUCCCUCUGAAGUCCUGGACGAUCUUAUCACGCUGGCAGCACCAACAACACCAGCGCUAGCAGCGCAGGCAGCAGCAGCCUCUUACCGUCGCUUCACCACAGCUCUCGCCAGCCGCAGCGACCUCCGCCCCCGUGCCGCACCCCCCGCCGAACCUCCCGCCAAAUCUGCUGCUGAACCUGCAUCCCAACCCAAAGGCGCUCCUCCCCCUCCCCCUUCCGCUGCUCCCCUUCCCCCUGCCCCGGGCGCUGCCUCUUUCGGGGGCUUUGGAGGGACGCCCCCUCCUCCUCCCCCGGCUACGACUCGAUUUAGCUCUGAUGCUGUAUUAAUUGAGCAGUCACUUGCAGAGGAGGAUGAGGACGACGAAGAGGAGGAGGAGGAGGAGGAGGAGGAAACUGAGGAUAGCGACGUGGAUGAGGAGGAAAUGGGACUGGGUGAUGAGUAUGCAGAUGGUGGUAUAUACGAGGGUGAUACAUACGAGGGUGGUACAUACGAGGACGAUGGAGGCUUUCUGGUGUUGGAGGAAGAGAAGUUGGAGAAGAAACGGAGCAAGCCUCAGAUGCGUUACCUGUCUGCAGCACCAGGAGGGGGGGGGGGAGCAGCAGGGGGAUUGCAUUUCAGCUGCGAUGGAUGUGGUACCAACCCAAUCAGGGGACCCCGCUACCGCUCUCUUGUCCGGGACGACUACGAUCUCUGUGCGUCCUGCUUCGCCACCAUGGGCACACCGGGCGAGUAUCAGCGCUUUGACUCCGGCCCCUCCUUUGGAGCAGCAGCAGCUGGGGAAUUAGAGGAGGCUGUGCCCGUUCCAUCAGCGCAGCAGCGCCCCCACAAGGUGGACGUCACCAAGCGCUACGCGGAGACGCACUAUUACAAGCGUGCACUCAGCGAGCAGACACCGGACCUCAUCCCCUCCUCUCCCUUCUGGGUCGACUUCAUGCGCCACAUCCUCUCUUCUGCCGAAGCUGCUGCCAAACCUGCUGCCGAACCUGCCACCGAGACUGUCUCAGCAGCAAGCAGCUCUGCGCUUGCCUCGCUCUGCUCCUUUGCUCUCUCCCUCCCUCCCUUCGUCCCUGCAUCGCUGCACGAUGUUGCUUCCUCCUCCACUGCUGCUCUCUCUGCUCUUUCCAUUCUUGGCCUCCGCUUCGGCGGCAAGAUCAGGCAAACCGGUGCUUAUAACGAAGAGACUGGUGGGAGGGUGGGCGGGGGAGGUGGGUCUGCUGGCGCAGUGGAAGGGGGGGAACAUGGGUUUUCGUUUAGAGGCACGUCGGUUACAAUCACACCAGCAUCACCCAUGGUGGUGUACAAGCAGGAGUUGUGUGAGCGCCUCCGCCUGCCGCCGCUGCAGCCCUUCCAGAAGCGAGUCUUCACUGCUCUCUUCUACUUCCCCUUUCCUGGAAGCUUCUCGCUCUUCCCUGCGCACCUGCUGCCUGAAGCUGGGUCAGGCGGAGGGGGCGGGGGAGAGGGAGGGGCAAGGGAGGAGGAGGGCGGGGCAGACGUGGGGGUGGUGGCAGUGGCAGCAGGGGUACCGCCAUCGAUCCCCGUCCUCUCAUCGUCUGAAUACGAGAAGAUGGAGAGGGAGAGGCGAGAAGCCCUCCUUCAGCAGCACCUGCAGGCAGAAUCAGCACAAUCAGAAUCAUCAGCAGCAGUAGCUGCAGACAGGCAGAAGCAGCAAGCGGGAGGCAAGGCACAGUCAGCAGCAGAGGAGGCAGCGCAGAGGGCGGAGCUGUGGGAGGUGAUCUGCCAGUCGGGCAGCGAGCCGGACAUCCUCCGCAUGCUGCAAGGCCCCUCCCUGCGCUCCCUCGACCUCGCGCUCCUCCUCCCCCUCAUGCCCCACGCGCCCCUCUACCACUCCGUCACCUCCCUCCUCCGCCGUCGAAAGCUCUUCUCUCCCGCCAUCUGGCAAUACUCGCUCUUGCACCAGGACCCUCGGGGGAUGUCGGAGUAUUUGGCUUAUGAACCGGCCUUCCUUGCUCGGCUCUCCUCCCCGGUUCUCCACUCCUCUCUGCUGCAUAUCGAGCCGGGUGCGGCAGGGGCGAGGCUUUCGCUCCGGUAUCGGCUCAAUGGGAGCGCCGGUGUGCUAGGCUCAGGGGUAGGUUUGGGGCUAGGUCCGGUGUACGAGCAUGAGGAGUUCCUGCCGCUGCUGAACCCCCGGGCGCACAGGUUCGGAAUGAGUGGUUCAGAUGGGGAGAGGAGAGGGAAGAGGGUCCAGGGCGAAAGCAAGGGAGAGGGGAGAGCAGGGAGUGAGGAGGGAGGGUGGGUGGAGGAUCCGGGGGUGAACGACAUAUGGAACGAGCAGCUAUUGGAGCAUUACAGUCGGUUCUUGGAGGUGUGUGCAAGGAGGAAGGGCGGUAUGAGCGCACAGGAGUGCCUGGCAGCCGCAUACUACCUGCUGGUUCAAGACCGAGUCAAAGAGGCCCACCUCAUGUUUCUCCGGGCAGCCUCCGGAAAGAUUUUCGCCCUGCCCGACAUGUGGCGGGCAGCGCUGUGCGGUGGGAAUGGGAGUGCUGCUCCUGUUGGGGCUGGUGCAGAGACUCCUGCUGAAGCUCCUGCUGAGGGUGCUGAGGGCGGCGAGAGGUCUGCUGCUUCUGGUGUUGGUACCAAUACCAGCAGCACCAGUAGCAGCGCUGUCCCCUUCACUGACCUCCCUGCUACAGUGAAUGUGCAGCUGGCAGCAGAUUACAUGGCGGCCUUUCUCGACAUUCUCCUCUGCCCGACCGACCGCCUGCCUGUGGUCGCCCGGGCAGUUGCGAAAAAGUACCGAGCUGUGGACAGGAAUGGCGGCAGCAGUGGAGGAAGCUGCCCGGUGGUUUCCUGGAGAAAGCGCUUUGCUGACCUGGGCAAGCAGGUGUAUGAAAUUUGGAUGGCUGCGCGAGCUGCCCGGGCUGCCCGGGCAGGGGGGCGUAUCAUUGCACAGAGUGGUGUGGAGGGGCAUGGAGUGGCUGGGAUGGAAGGGCAGGCGCAGAGUGAUAAGAGAAUGGAAGGAGGAGGUGGAGGAGAGGGGGUUGGUGGGGGUGGCGAUGCAUGGGAGUGGGAGGAGGACGAUGACUGGGUGCUCACAGGCGGUCAGGCCCCAGCAGGGGCAGCAGGAGGAGGAGGAAUUGAAGCAGUGGGAGAAGGGGCAGCAGCAGCAGCAGCAGCAGCAGCAGCAGCAGCAGCAGCAGCAGCAGCAGCAGCAGCAGGAGGAGGAGGAGGAGGAGAAGCAGCAGCAGGAGGAGAAGCAGCAGCAGGAGGAGCAGGAGGAGCAGCAGCAGCAGUUGAAACAACAGCUGCUGCGGACGAGGACAUUGCUGACGUGGCACAGCUGGUGGAGGCAGCGGAGGGGGACAGCACAGCAGUGGACCCGUUCUCCUUGAAGAAGAGCUCCGGACCCAAACCCUCCCAGGAGCCCUUCCUGGACGCCAAGCUGCUGCCCCCUGCUGCUGCUUCUGGCACAGCCAGCCCUGAACUCGGUACAGUCACGCCGGGUACAGUCACGGCAGCGGCGGUGGCAGCGGCGGUGGUGGGGGUGCGGUAUGCGAACGUGGGGAGCAUCCGAGUGGACGUGUUUGCGUUCGACGAGGAGACCUUCUUCUCCUCCUCGCCCUUCUCCCUGCUCUCAGGCGCAGCAGCAGCUGGUGGGGAAAGCAGUGUGAAGGACGGCAGGCGUGGCAGGGAUGGGAAGGCAGGAGGAGAGGGUGGCAAUGGGGUGGGCGGGCCCUCGUCCAUCUUCGUGGCUCCGAAUUGGUCCACAGUUGUCAGCACUGGCAGUGGCAGAAGUGGCAUUGGUGGUGCAGCUGCUGGUACAGGCUCCAGCAGAGGUAGCAGUGGCAGCAUAGGCAGCAGUGGCAGCAGAGGCAGCAGUGGCAGUGUGGUGGUGGCGUUGCCAGCGGAGUUUGAUUCAGAGGCAGUGCUCAUCACUGUCUCGUCGGGUGCUCUCACCACCACUCUCCUCAGGCCGGUGCAUGAGUCUCUUGUGGUAGAGGUGGUGGAGAGGCUGGGUCAGCUGAGAGUGCUUCGCCGCAUUCCCACACCUGCGCCAGCACCUGCCGAUGGGUCUUCGGGCAGUGGACAAGCAGGAGCAGUGGAAGGCAGGCUGGAGUCAACUCAGGGAACUUUGGUGCCACUGCCCGGAGCGUAUGUGAAAGUUUUCUUCCGCCCAAAGUCGCGAGGGGUUUCCUACCUUUUCAGCGACAGUGCAGGGGAGGAGAGGGGUGGGGCGGAGUUUUACAAGGAUGGGUACACGGACAGGCGUGGGUGGUUUGACUAUGCGUUUGUGAGCACGGAAGAUGUGGAGAAGGUGGAUAUGUUUGCUGUGCUUGUGACUAAAGAGGGGGCGGGUUCAGUUGUGCGCCAUGUGAAGCCUCCCAAGGUUUGA
This is a messenger RNA of Closterium sp. NIES-65, 12567 nucleotides long. Lineage: Eukaryota; Viridiplantae; Streptophyta; Zygnematophyceae; Desmidiales; Closteriaceae. The record is from the annotation of a GenBank genome assembly.